Molecule: messenger RNA, 530 nt
Organism: Chara braunii
Lineage: Eukaryota; Viridiplantae; Streptophyta; Charophyceae; Charales; Characeae
Source: the annotation of a GenBank genome assembly
UGUUGUUAUUUUCUUUCGCUCCUUGCCACAGUGAAAGUGGAAACAGUUGCUAGCUUGCUAUUUCUCUCAUGUGUAGAUUUUUGGCUCCGGCUGCUGUUCCCUCCUUGUGCCGUUCCUCUGCACAGGAAAUGGAUUGUGAGACAAUUGUUGCUGGGCUUCUGCAUGACACUGUGGAAGACACAAUGCUGGUGACAUUUGAAGGGAUAGAAGACCAGUUUGGAACUGUUGUCCGGCGGAUUGUAGAGGGUGAAACCAAGGUAUCCAAAAUGGGCAAGAUGCACACCCAAAAUUCAUGCGAUGUGAAAGCUGACGACCUCCGGCAAAUGUUUCUUGCCAUGACAGAGGAGGUCAGAGUGAUUAUUGUGAAACUAGCAGAUAGGUUGCACAAUAUGAGGACGCUUUCGCACAUGCCCUCACGAAAGCAGGUUUGAUUCUCAUGCCCAGUUCUCAUAGCGAAAGUGGCUAUAGUCUUUGCUUUUCGUCCCAUCCUACUCACUGAACGUCCAUUCUUAUGACAGUCAUGGAGACGA